Molecule: messenger RNA, 3240 nt
Organism: Miniopterus natalensis
Lineage: Eukaryota; Metazoa; Chordata; Mammalia; Chiroptera; Miniopteridae
Gene: DSPP
Product: dentin sialophosphoprotein
Biological process (GO): odontoblast differentiation; dentinogenesis
Cellular component (GO): nucleus; cytoplasm
Molecular function (GO): collagen binding
Source: RefSeq, a predicted model, not a curated record
AUGAAGAUAAUCAUAUAUUUUUGCAUUUGGGCAGCAGCAUGGGCCAUUCCAGUUCCUCAAAUCAAGCCAUUGGAGAGAUAUGCUGUUGGCAAAUCUGUGAAUUCAAAUCUUCCAGUAAAAUCAAAAGUGCCAAUGCAGGAUGAGUUAAAUGCUAAAGAUACUACCAAAGAGAGUGGUGUCCUCAUGCAUAAAAAUGAAAUGGGAAGGCAUCAGUAUGCCAAAGAUGGCUACAAAGCAGAGAGAAAUGGCUCUGAGUGGGCAGAAGUAGGAGGAAGAAGUUCUUCUACACAUUCCAUGUUAGUAAAUGAAGAGGGGAAUCAUAAAGAUCAGAACGGGGGCACAGGAAAACCAGAAACAUAUGGUCAUGAUGGGAUACAUGGAAAAGAAGAGAGUACCACAUCCAAUGAUAUUAGGGGACAAGUAAGCACUAUUGACAAUACUGGAGCAGCAAAGAGGAGCAAUAUUCAUAGAAAUGCUGAUGAGAAUUUGAAAAGUGGGGAUGUUGGAGAUGCAAGUCAGAGUGAGAAUGGCACUGUUGUUAAAGAAGAUGAACAUCAAGUAUCUGGAAGCAGUAAUAGUACAGGCUGGGAGGGUGGAGCAGAUGGGAAUUCCUGUAGAAAUGAGAGUGAAACAAGUGAAAUAACACCUCAGAAAGAAGGUGAGAGAAACGGUCAUGAGGAGGCAGCCAUAACACCGGGGGCUUGCGAUAGAGAAGACGCUGGCCUAGAUAAUUCUGAUGGGAGCCCUAGCGGGGAUGGAGCAGAUGAGGGUGAAGACGGGGGCUCUGGUGAUCAUGAAGAUGAAGAAACAGGAAAUGGAAAAGAGGGCACUGAUAACAGCAAGGGCCAGGAGGGUCAGAGUCAUGUAAAAGAAGAUGACAAUGAUACUAGCUUAGGCCAAAAUUCAGUUAGUGGUGAAGACAGCCCUGAGGACAAAGAAGAUCCCCAUGAUGUGGAUGGAGACGAUGUCUCCAAGAGUGAGGAGGAUUCUGAUGGUAUUCCAGAAGAAAAUGAUAGCCCCCAAAUAGAGGACAUCCAAAAACCCAGUCUCAGAGAAAAUAAUAGUGUGGAUAAUGGAAUUACCCAAGAAUCAAAGCCAAGUACUAACGAGAAGAGCCAAGAUAAGGGAACAGAAAUAGAAGGUCCCAGCGGUGGCAACAGAAACAAUAUUACCAAAGAAGCUGGGAAAGUCGAUGGUGAUAAAGAGAGUAAAGGACAACAUGGAGUGAUUAUGGGCAACAGAAGGACACAAGGAGAGGCUGACAACAUGCAAGAACCUGGUCAGAAAACAGAACCUGGAAAUCAGGUUGAACACGGCCAAACAGAUAGUGACAGUAACAGUGAUGGAUAUGACAGUUAUGAGCUUGACCGUGAAUCCAUGCAAGGAGAUGAUCCCAACAGCAGCGACGAGUCUAAUGGCAAUGAUGAUGCCAAUUCUGAAGGAGACAACAGCGCAGAAGCCGAGGAGAUGCAUCUUNACAGCAGUAGCCGAGGAGAUGCAUCUUAUAACUCUGAUGAAUCAAGAGAUAAUGACAAUGACAAUGACUCGGAAGGAGAAGAUGAGGACGGUGACAGCACAUCAGAUGCUAAUGAUAGUGACAGUAAUGGCAAUGGCGACAACGGGAGUGAUGAUAGCAUAUCAGACACAAGCAAACAUAAGUCAGACAGCAGUGGUAGUAGUGACAGUAGUGACAGCAGUGACAGCAGUGACAGUAGUGACAGCAGUGACAGCAGUGACAGUAGUGACAGUAGUGACAGCAGCGACAGUAGUGACAGUAGUGACAGCAGUGACAGUAGUGAUAGCAGUGACAGCAGUGACAGCAGUGAUAGUGACAGCAAAUCAGAUAGUGACAGCAGUGACAGCAGUGACAGUAGUGACAGUAGUGACAGUAGCGACAGCAGCGACAGCAGCGACAGCAGUGACAGCAAAUCAGAUAGUGACAGCAGUGACAGUAGUGACAGCAGUGACAGCAGUGACAGUAGUGAUAGUGACAGCAAAUCAGAUAGUGACAGCAGUGACAGUAGUGACAGCAGUGACAGCAGUGACAGUAGUGAUAGUGACAGCAAAUCAGAUAGCGACAGCAGUGACAGUAGUGACAGCAGUGACAGCAGUGACAGUAGUGAUAGUGACAGCAAAUCAGAUAGCGACAGCAGUGACAGUAGUGACAGCAGUGACAGCAGUGACAGUAGUGAUAGUGACAGCAAAUCAGAUAGCGACAGCAGUGACAGUAGUGACAGCAGUGACAGCAGUGACAGUAGUGAUAGUGACAGCAAAUCAGAUAGCGACAGCAGUGACAGUAGUGACAGCAGUGACAGCAGUGACAGUAGUGAUAGUGACAGCAAAUCAGAUAGCGACAGCAGUGACAGUAGUGACAGCAGUGACAGCAGUGACAGUAGUGAUAGUGACAGCAAAUCAGAUAGCGACAGCAGUGACAGUAGUGACAGCAGUGACAGCAGUGACAGUAGUGAUAGUGACAGCAAAUCAGAUAGCGACAGCAGUGACAGUAGUGACAGCAGUGACAGCAGUGACAGUAGUGAUAGUGACAGCAAAUCAGAUAGCGACAGCAGUGACAGUAGUGACAGCAGUGACAGCAGUGACAGCAGUGACAGCAGUGACAGCAGUGAUAGUGACAGCAAAUCAGAUAGUGACAGUGACAAUAGUGACAGCAGUGACAGCAGUGACAGCAGUGACAGCAGUGAUAGUGACAGCAAAUCAGAUAGUGACAGUGACAGUAGUGACAGCAGUGACAGCAGUGACAGCAGUGACAGUAGUGACAGCAGUGACAGCAGUGAUAGCAGCGACAGCAGUGAUAGUAGUGAUAGCAAAUCAGAUAGUGACAGCAGUGACAGCAGCGACAGCAGUGACAGCAGUGACAGCAGCGACAGCAGCGACAGCAGUGACAGUGACAGCAGCGACAGUGACAGUGACAGCAGCGACAGCAGUGACAGCAGUGACAGCAGCGACAGCAGCGACAGCAGUGACAGUGACAGCAGCGACAGUGACAGUGACAGCAGUGAAAGCAGUGACAGCAGUGACAGCAGCGACAGCAGCGACAGCAGUGACAGUGACAGCAGCGACAGUGACAGUGACAGCAGUGAAAGCAGUGACAGUGCAUCUGACAGUAGUGAUGAGAGUGACAGCAAGAGCAAGUCUCGUAAUGGCAACAACAAUGGAAGUGAUAGUGACAGUGAUAGUGACAGCGAAGGCAGUGACAGUAAUCACUCAACCAGUGAUGAUUAG